AUGAGCAUCUUUGUCUUGUUGCCCCACAGGCUGGGGAGCAGCACCUUCAAAAACAUGCAGCGCCGGCACACGACACUGAGGGAGAAGGGCCGCCGCCAGGCCAUCCGGGGUCCUGCCUACAUGUUCAAUGAGAAGGGCACCAGCCUGACACCCGAGGAGGAGCGCUUCCUGGACUCGGCUGAGUAUGGCAACAUCCCGGUGGUCAGGAAAAUGCUGGAGGAGUCCAAGACCCUCAACUUCAACUGUGUGGACUACAUGGGGCAGAACGCACUGCAGCUGGCCGUGGGCAACGAGCACUUGGAGGUCACAGAGCUGCUGCUCAAGAAGGAGAACCUGGCCCGGGUGGGGGACGCGCUGCUGCUGGCCAUCAGCAAGGGCUACGUGCGCAUCGUGGAGGCCAUCCUCAACCACCCGGCCUUCGCACAAGGCCAGCGCCUGACGCUCAGCCCGCUGGAGCAGGAGCUCCGCGAUGACGACUUCUACGCCUACGAUGAGGAUGGCACGCGCUUCUCCCAUGACAUCACGCCCAUCAUCCUGGCUGCACACUGCCAGGAGUAUGAGAUCGUGCACAUCCUCCUGCUGAAGGGCGCCCGCAUUGAGCGGCCCCAUGACUACUUCUGCAAGUGCAACGAGUGCACCGAGAAGCAGCGGAAGGACUCCUUCAGCCACUCGCGCUCCCGCAUGAAUGCCUACAAGGGACUGGCGAGUGCCGCCUACUUGUCCUUGUCCAGCGAAGACCCUGUCCUCACCGCACUGGAGCUAAGCAAUGAGUUAGCCAGACUAGCCAACAUUGAGACUGAAUUCAAGAACGAUUACAGGAAGUUAUCUAUGCAAUGCAAGGAUUUUGUGGUGGGCGUGCUGGAUCUAUGCCGAGACACAGAAGAGGUGGAAGCGAUUUUAAAUGGUGAUGUGAACUUCCAAGUCUGGUCCGACCACCACCGUCCAAGUCUGAGCCGGAUCAAACUCGCCAUUAAAUACGAAGUCAAGAAGUUCGUUGCUCAUCCUAACUGUCAGCAGCAAUUGCUUACCAUGUGGUAUGAAAACCUCUCAGGCUUACGUCAACAGUCUAUGGCUGUGAAAUUCCUCGCUGUCUUUGGAGUCUCCCUAGGCCUCCCUUUUCUCGCCAUAGCCUAUUGGAUUGCUCCGUGCAGCAAGCUAGGACGAACCCUGAGGAGCCCAUUCAUGAAAUUUGUAGCCCAUGCAGUUUCUUUUACAAUCUUCUUGGGAUUAUUGGUUGUGAAUGCAUCAGACCGCUUCGAAGGUGUCAAAACCCUGCCCAACGAAACCUUCACAGACUACCCAAAGCAGAUCUUCAGAGUGAAAACCACGCAAUUCUCCUGGACAGAAAUGCUCAUCAUGAAGUGGGUGUUAGGGAUGAUUUGGUCCGAAUGCAAGGAAAUCUGGGAGGAGGGGCCGCGAGAGUACAUGCUGCACCUGUGGAACCUUCUGGACUUCGGGAUGCUGUCCAUCUUCGUGGCCUCCUUCACCGCGAGGUUCAUGGCCUUCCUCAAGGCCAGCGAAGCGCAACUGUACGUGGACCUCCACGUGCCAGACGACACGCUUCACAACGUCUCUCUGCCGCCGGAAGUGGCAUAUUUCACCUACGCCAGGGACAAGUGGUGGCCUUCAGACCCUCAGAUCAUAUCAGAAGGGCUGUAUGCAAUAGCUGUUGUGCUGAGCUUCUCCCGAAUUGCAUACAUCCUGCCAGCCAACGAGAGUUUUGGGCCCUUGCAGAUCUCCCUGGGGAGAACCGUGAAAGAUAUCUUCAAGUUCAUGGUCAUCUUCAUCAUGGUAUUUGUGGCCUUCAUGAUUGGGAUGUUCAAUCUGUACUCCUACUACCGAGGUGCAAAGUACAACCCAGCGUUUACAACGGUUGAAGAAAGUUUUAAAACCUUAUUCUGGUCCAUCUUUGGCUUGUCUGAAGUGAUAUCGGUGGUGCUGAAGUACGACCACAAGUUCAUCGAGAACAUCGGCUACGUUCUCUACGGCGUCUACAACGUCACCAUGGUGGUAGUGCUGCUCAACAUGCUAAUAGCCAUGAUCAACAACUCGUAUCAGGAAAUUGAGGAGGAUGCAGACGUGGAGUGGAAAUUUGCCCGAGCAAAGCUCUGGCUGUCUUAUUUUGAUGAAGGAAGAACUCUACCUGCUCCUUUUAACCUAGUGCCAAGUCCUAAAUCAUUUUAUUAUCUCAUAAUGAGAAUCAAGAUGUGCCUCAUCAAACUCUGCAAAUCUAAGGCCAAAAGCUGUGAAAAUGACCUUGAAAUGGGCAUGCUAAAUUCCAAAUUCAGGAAGACUCGCUACCAGGCUGGCAUGAGGAACUCUGAAAACCUGACAGCAAAUAACACUUUCGGCAAACCCACCAGAUACCAGAAAAUCAUGAAACGGCUCAUUAAAAGAUACGUCCUGAAGGCCCAGGUGGACAGAGAAAAUGAUGAAGUCAAUGAAGGCGAACUGAAGGAAAUCAAGCAAGACAUCUCCAGCCUGCGCUAUGAGCUCCUUGAGGAGAAAUCUCAAGCGACCGGCGAGCUGGCCGACCUGAUCCAGCAGCUCAGCGAGAAAUUUGGGAAGAACUUAAACAAAGACCACCUGAGGGUGAACAAGGGUAAAGACAUUUAG
Pteronotus mesoamericanus is the source of this 2616-nucleotide messenger RNA. RefSeq names its product transient receptor potential cation channel subfamily C member 7 (gene TRPC7). The transcript is spliced from 11 exons. The record is from RefSeq and is a predicted model, not a curated record. Gene Ontology annotation, biological process: single fertilization; regulation of cytosolic calcium ion concentration; calcium ion transmembrane transport. Gene Ontology annotation, molecular function: store-operated calcium channel activity; protein binding; inositol 1,4,5 trisphosphate binding. The coding region runs from base 1 to 2616 and encodes 871 amino acids. Lineage: Eukaryota; Metazoa; Chordata; Mammalia; Chiroptera; Mormoopidae. Gene Ontology annotation, cellular component: plasma membrane; cation channel complex.